UCUCCCAUUGCAGCUUGGCCAAUGGCGCAGCUACCGGUCGAGAUCUUUGAAAUCAUCACCCGGUAUCUGAGCCGGGCUGAUAUCCAGGCGCUCCGCCUGGUGUGCAGGGAAUUUGAGGCCAAGGUCUCUGCCCAGUACUUUCGAAAUGUCGUCGUGCCCUUCCGCUCGGAGCUCUACACCAGCCUCGACAGCGACGAGGACAAUGCCGUCACGUCCUGCUUGUUUUCCAGCGGCAUGCGCAUCUUUGAAUCGUUUGGCCCUCACAUUCUUCGCUUCGCUCUGUCGCUCGAGCUGGAUGAGUUUACGCUUGCCUAUCCGCCAGUCAAACCCGCCCAAGAGGCCGUGGCCGCCUUCUGGGGCGUCUAUCGAUGGCCCCACGAGACCUACCAUCGCUACACGGAUCUCGAGGGUCUCGAGCAGACCGCCGAUGAGACUGAUAGCAUGAAGAAGGCCCUGCGCUGCCUGACCAAGGUGACUAACCUGGGCCUCUGCUGUGAUGCCGGCUUGGGCUUUCUUGUGGGCCCUGAUCACGCCGUACGAAAGAUGAACAACCCUGACCCCGUCUUCGGUACCCGAGACUGGCGUCCAGAUACCCGCCCUAGGAACAGUGAAGCUCUUGCUCUCCCGACUGACUACAAUGCCGUACCCGUGCCCCGAGAUCUCCAAACCGCCACGGCUCAGCAAGAUAACUUCAAACGUCGAGUUCUGGAGAAGAUGAUUUCUGACGCUGGCUUCGCUGGCUUCUACAUCCACGAGGCCAUUGAUCUGCUGCUCGAAACUGAAGGCGUCACAAUUUCCCACAUCGACUUUGACGAGCGUGAUGCUAUACCCAUCGACGACACGCUGCAGAACCUGCAGACCCCGCAAAACCUGUCUGAGCCUCCGCGGGAGCGGGAUCCGUUGGGGGAUCCCAACAUCCGGCAGCCUCUUAUCCCGACCAACCUCACGCGGGCCCAGAAAGAGCUGCUUCUUGAGCUAGAGUGGGCGCAUCGUGCCAUGAUCCAGUCCUAUGUCAUCAGCAUCAUUGACAAUGCUGGGGAUGGCUGCUUCGACAACCUGACCAACGUGACCAUUGCCAAGAUUCCCAGCGCUCAUGUCCAUAUCCUGUGCCGCAAGGAGCUCUGGGAGAGUUUGCCCUGUGUCAAGAACGUAUCCAUCGCCGUUAUCGCGGACUGGAGAAAGAUUGCCAAGCCAUCUCCGGGCGUCAUCACUGACACACAGGUGUCUCCCGCCGAGGCUGUUCCCAAGGUGUACAAGCUUCUCAAUGACUACAUUGGACAGCGGCACACCAUCGAGAACGUUCACUUUGAGUGGAUAUGCGGCGGCGAGUUUGCUCGGGGUCCGUUCCAGCGCAACCAGUACAUCCUUCCAGCCCCCUUCGUUGAGUCUCCAGAUUUGAUGAGUGCCCCGGACGCCGCCAAAGACACCGAUAAGCUUCUGGACAUGCCCUUUGUCAAGCACCUGUCCCUCAAAAACUGCUGGGUCUCCCCACAUGUUCUUAUGCAAACUAUUCGUUCCAUGGCGCUGCACUCUCUUGACAAGCUGGAAUUUGAGUCCGUGUCUCUUUCUGGGCCUCCCAUAUAUUCUCUUCAGCCAGCCAACGCUCCCCAACCUGCCGAGGAUGCCGCUAUUCCGGUCCCAGCAAUGUUCCAAGGUCUCGUCGGUAACAUGGGUGCGGCCCCCGCUAUACCACCCCCCAUGUUCCCACCAGGUGUGAUGCCAAUGCAAAUGCUCUUGCCCGAGGAACAGCUACCGGAGAGGCUUACUAUGCCAGACCUCUUUUCGUGGUCUGGUUUCUGCGAGCAUUUCAGCCCUAGCAUCAAAAUGCGUUUCCUUCCCCGUUUUCGCGAAUCCGCCGGCCUGGAUGCUGAUGAAACCGUCAGACCAGAGGAACUUUCCUUGCCACAUCCCAACAAGGACUCCUACCUGCCAAAUGUCGACCAGCUCAAUGCUGACGAGGCUCAGUACAACAUCAGCUCGAUAUCUUUCAAGUCUUGUGGCUAUGUCUUUGUGGACAUGCGCACUCUCGACAUUCGGGCUCUUCUGCCGCCGGAAGGCCAAGCUGCUCAUGCCUUUGCCAACACCAUUCGUCAUGAUAUAUUUCACUCUAUGCAAUACUCCAAGGAUAAGCACCUCGCCCGUAUUUUGCCAUAUAUGCUGCCUUUGGAAGCGAAGACGCUUGAACAAAUUUUCUUCAUGGAUCAUGGCUGGAGCAAGGUGUAUGGAAGUUACAUUUCCGAUGAUGCUAUUGCUGACGGUUUUGAAUGCCCUGGCUUGGGACGCUUUUCUGGCACCCUU
This is a messenger RNA of Trichoderma virens Gv29-8, 2298 nucleotides long. RefSeq lists its product as uncharacterized. Lineage: Eukaryota; Fungi; Ascomycota; Sordariomycetes; Hypocreales; Hypocreaceae. The transcript is spliced from 2 exons. The annotation marks the transcript as partial. Gene Ontology annotation, molecular function: protein binding. The record is from RefSeq and is a predicted model, not a curated record.